AUGGGCGUCGCUCGAACUUAUAAUAUUGAUGCGAUGGAUACGCCAAACGGCGAUGUCAAAUGGUGAGUUUUGAUUCAGGGUGAGGUCACAAAAAAUAAUUAGUAAACUUCUGAAUCUACAUGCUGAGAAUUGGGAAAACCCAACUAAAAAUUUAAAAACAGCGAAAAUUGUCUAGUUUGUUUCUUUGAAGCUUUAUUCUAUUAAAAGUAUAUUACUCAUCCUGAAAAUAAUGAUCAGCAAAACAAAAUGAUGCAACGUUCCAGCUCCCCCUCUCUCAACCACAUUAUAUUCUAUUUUCAGGUAUCUUCUCGAGGGAACUGACAAAAAAGUGAAAUGGUUUACAAUCAUCUUCUUCUUAAUCUCUCUAGCAAUGCUAAUUGCUGGAAGUGUUAUGUUGGGCCUAGGAAUUUCUUAUAAAAAUCAACCAGCUCCUGUGAGCACUCCAGCUACCGGUUAUUCAUUAUUCUUGACAGCUCAAUCGAAAAACGUCAAUUACUCUUCAGUGGUCAAUGAUUACACAGGAAGUGUGAAAACUCUGACUGAUCAGGUAAACGCCUAAAAUGUUUGCUGCUCCAUUUUAUCAGUGAAUUAAUAAAUAAUCGCAUUUUGUUUAGAUGAGACAAGCAUUGUCAUCGAGUUCAAGUUCGUCAUUCAUUCAACAACAAAAUGUGCCAAUUACAAUUUUGGGUAUUUCGGAUAGUGGAAAAUCGGCAGCUGAUGUUUUGUAUGCAUUGUCUUAUACAUCGUCAAACACUCCAUCGAUUCAAGAUCUCACAAAUCAGAUUUCAAAGUCGAACAAUUUCGAAGUUCUUUCAGCAACUGGUAUGAUCAACCCGUAGAUAAAAAAUAAAAUAAAAUGUCAAUUUUAAAAUGUAUCCCUUUAUUUUCUACUCUCCCUGAAGAUUCAAUGUUUUAAACUCGUGAGUUAAAAAUGAUCCUUUAUUUUUCAGAUCAAACCGCGUCAUCUCUCACAAACUUGGAAUGUGUAAAAGUAUCCAAACUUGAGACAAUUACAACAACAACUCAAAAAAAUCCGGGAACGCAGCCAACUACCGUAACUGGCGCACCUCAAACAACUGUAACUGGACCAUCCGCUAGUUCAAUUGCAACAAACAUUCCAGUCAAAACAACAACAAUUCCAUUUGUUCCAACUAAUUACAGCAGAGAUAUUUUGAUUCUUCUUGAUGAUUCAACCGCAAUGCUUAAUAAAUUCAAUUUCAAUGAAGUCAAAGGGUGGAUCGCAACUUCCUUGAUUCCACAGUGGACUGUUGAUCCACAAAAUGUUCAAAUCGGAUUUGCCACCUAUGCUGAUGUAAGUUGAACUUGUCGUUUGCCUAAUUUUAUUUUCCAACCAUUCUCAGAGUGAAUUCAACCUUAUUCUCGAUUUUGAUGAGCAAGAUGAUUCUCAAUAUGCGAACGUAAUCACAAGUCAAAAUUACACCGGUAAAUUUGCACCAAAUGUUACUUUGUGAGUUUUGAACUGUCUUGUGAUUUAUGAGAAGUUUAUUUUGAAUUUUUGCAGUGCUCUUCGAGCUUCUUCCCAAUUGAAAAGAACUAGACCAGUUAAUUUGACAACGAUUCUGAUUUCUGAUUCAGAGUAAGUUGUAAAAUAUAUAGAAAAAUUUAUCAGAACAUCAUAAUUUUUCAGGAUUUUGAGUGACAUUGACAGUGCUCAACAGUUUGCCAAACUUCUUAAUAUUGAUCCAAAUCAACUUAUUACUCUUUCAAUAAACGGAACAACAAAUGGAAAACAACUUGGAUUGUUGUCCACUAAUCAAAACCAAUAUUUUGCCACGAUAUAUUCACAGUUUUCUACUGAAUUGUCAAACUCAAUUUCUGAUGUGAUUUUCAAUCAUGGAACACCAAUCACACCACCUGUGACGUGAGUUUUUUGUAAAUGUAUUGUGUUGUCAAUAAUUUUAACUGUUUCAGUGUUACAACUCAAGCUCCAGAUAAUAGUUGUAAAACGGAUAUUACAAUUGUUUUGGAUUCUUCAAAGGAUGUUGGAAGUUUGGUGAAUUAUAGAUCUGAGUUGAAUGUUGCACGUCAACUCAUCAAAACUUGGCCAAUUUCUUUGGAUUCAGUGGAAGGUGCUGCUAUUUUGUAUUCAUCGGUGAGUAGUUUUCGAACAUUUUUUUUGAAAAUAUAGGAUAUUUUUUAAAUGCAAUAAAUUCAGCUCGAAGGUGGAAUGAUUGUUGAAAAUCCAUUUGCUUAUCAAAGCGCUUCAGCAUUUGCCAACGAACUUCUUACUUAUGAUGAUUAUUAUUUCUCCGCCUCUCCUCAGGAUCUCACCGCCACACUUCAAUACGUAUCUUCCAAUCUGAACAUCAGAAGAACCGGACGACAACAAGCCACAGUUUUGUUCACUUAUUCAAGUGAUAAUAUUAACUCUGAUACUGUUAAAUAUGCUCAACAAAUUGGUGGAAAUAUUAUAAUUGUUGGUGUCGGUAAAGCAGAUACAAAUGCCUUGCGACAACUUUCUGGGAAUGUUUUAUAUGUCAAAAAUCUAACCACUGAUGUUAUUGAUGUCGUUAACAAUCUUUUGUGUUCUCCAACAACUCCAUUGCCUUUGAUCACAACUGUCUCAGUGCCAGCAACAUCUACCACCACACAAUCUACUCCAAAAAUUAUAACCCCAGUAGUUCCAAUUCAAACUACUGUUUCCACACAACCUGCCGCAAGCACAACAAGUAUAUAGCAAAAAAAAUUUGAUUGAAAAUAAUUCUGACAAUUUUCAGCAACUCCACAAACCAACAAUUGUCCAGAUUGUAUUCCGAAGAGCAGUAAUGUGCUCUUCAUGUUAGAAGCCUACGGAACUCCGGUAUGAUAUUCUACUAAAAAAAAACUUUUUGAUUUCACCAGAACAACAUUUCCAGUUCAACAAUCAAAAAUCACUUCUGACAACAUCAAAUUUAACAAAAACCUGGAAUCAUUUUGAUCGAGUUAGUCUGAUUGGUUUUGAUUCAACUGUCCGAUUUAUUGAUCCAAUCAAGUGAGUUGUUUCUGUGAAUUUAGAGAACUACAAAUAAAAAACUUGAAAAUUUUACAGUUUCGGAGAUCUUCAAAAUCGCGACGAGUUGAAUGAUGUUGUAAGCAAUCUGAAUGCCUUGAAAGAUGCUCCAACCAUUGUUUCGUGAGUAAUUUUUGUACAAUUAAUGUGGAAAGUUUUUUAAAAUUAUUUUUCAGUGCUUUCAAUCUUGCCAUUACUCGUCCUCAACCAUUAGCAAGUUAUGGAAAAAUGAACACUGUUAUUUUCACAAGUGGAGCGUGAGUUCAACGAGAAAACGACGUUUUUUCUUGGACCUGUUAAUUUUUACAGAACAGUUAAUGAGAAAAAUGCAGCCAUGGAUAAUUCUGUGAUUUUGAGACACGAGGGAAAGGUAAUUCAACAUAGUUUUUCAACUGCAUUUUUUUGAAUUUAUUUUCAGGUUAUCAUUGUUGGUUUGCAAAUUGCUGACACAACAGGUUUGGCUGAUUUAUGCGAUGUUUUCAUUCAAUGGUCAGAUCUUUCCAACUACAAUGACAUAAGUACGAAAAUCAAUUAUCAUUUGAAUAAUUGA
Caenorhabditis angaria is the source of this 3560-nucleotide messenger RNA. The record is from the annotation of a GenBank genome assembly. Lineage: Eukaryota; Metazoa; Nematoda; Chromadorea; Rhabditida; Rhabditidae.